AUGUCGGACUAUGACGAUGACUAUGGUCUUCCGCCAAACGAGACCAUCAGCGAGCUGGACGCGCGAUACAAUCUCACGGGGAAUCUCACGGGGAAUAAACAUGUACUGCACUACCAGUAUGACGGAGGCGAUGACUGGGAGCAUAUCAUCACGGUGGAGAGGCGCCGGCCAGGUGUCGAGGGGUCUGAGAUGAUCACGGGCGGAAAGGGGCACAGUGCGGCGGAAGAUGUUGGCGGGGCUCAUGGCUGGCAGAACCUCAAGAAGGGGUACGAGGUCAAGGACACUCCGCAGGAUACCCUCGGCGAUGAGAAGCGGAGGAGGUGGUAUGAGCGCCAGUGCAGUAAUGGGGACGCGGCGGGGCUCAAGGGGAUGGCGAGGCUUGAGCAUGUGGAUCUGGAGGCGGCGAACCAGAGGUACAAGGUGUUGCUGGAGAGGAUGGAGGACGACGAGUGGGACAAAGUGCGAAUCACCGGUCUCCCCUUCCCCCAUUCCUCCCAUUCCUCCCAUCACCCCUUCACAUUCCCCUUCAUCAUGGCCGACGACCUUGCCGACGACCCUACCUGCUACGCCGAAGCAAAGCCAACGGACUGA
This is a messenger RNA of Dioszegia hungarica, 591 nucleotides long. RefSeq lists its product as uncharacterized. The record is from RefSeq and is a predicted model, not a curated record. Bases 1 to 591 code for a protein of 196 amino acids. Lineage: Eukaryota; Fungi; Basidiomycota; Tremellomycetes; Tremellales; Bulleribasidiaceae. The transcript is spliced from 2 exons.